AAAAGUUCAAAAUUUAAUGAUCGGAAACUUUCAUUCGUAAUUUAACUUAUUUCACAAAUUUGCUAGAGACUGAAGACAUAAAAAUAAAUAGAAGAUGGUUCGGUUCAAAAACAGAUAUUUAGUGUGUGAAGUUGUAACAGACGGCAGGAAACCAGAGUUUCAACAGAUGGAUUUUCUUCGUUGUUUGAAAGAUGCAGUAUCAAAAUAUCAUGGAGAUUAUGGCACAGGGUCUAUUAUGACUUCAUUAUUUGUUAAGUAUUUUAACCCAGAGACUGGGAUCAUUAUCAUACGAGUGAAACGUGGAUGUCAUCUGAUGAUCCAGACAACUUUAACCUUUAUGACAAAGGUCAAAGAUUGUGAAGUCAUGUUACAUACUAUUCACAUAGGAGGUACACUGAAGUCCUGCCAGAAAUUUCUGAUCAGAUAUCAUCAAAAACAGCUAGCUACGUCACUGAAACAAUGUAAAACUAAAGAAGAGAAAACUGUUGUAGGAAAAGCUGUCAAAAGAAGUGAUGCCAUUGUGAAAGCCAGUAAUCUGAAAAAACUGGAGCUGAAUAUAUUGUCAGAUGUUACUUGAUAUGGGUUUAAUAGUCAAAGAGAAUAGAAAAGUAUGAAGAGGCUAACCAUUAAAAAAUAAACUGUCCAAUUGAAAUGUGAUGCUUGAACCAGAAAAUAACAUUGAUUUUUUGGUGACUGUACUGAACUCAGACGUUAUUGUUCAAUAUGCAAAUGAAGACAUGUUAAUAAAGAU
Messenger RNA from Mytilus trossulus (common blue mussel), 751 nucleotides. Its product is annotated as ribonuclease P/MRP protein subunit POP5-like. The record is from RefSeq and is a predicted model, not a curated record. Gene Ontology annotation, biological process: tRNA 5'-leader removal. NCBI's taxonomy places the organism in Eukaryota, Metazoa, Mollusca, Bivalvia, Mytilida, Mytilidae. The coding region runs from base 95 to 577 and encodes 160 amino acids. The transcript is spliced from 5 exons. Gene Ontology annotation, cellular component: ribonuclease P complex. Gene Ontology annotation, molecular function: ribonuclease P RNA binding.